Molecule: messenger RNA, 2317 nt
Organism: Papilio polytes (common Mormon)
Lineage: Eukaryota; Metazoa; Arthropoda; Insecta; Lepidoptera; Papilionidae
Product: protein PTCD3 homolog, mitochondrial
Exons: 15
Coding region: 111-2252 (713 amino acids)
Biological process (GO): mitochondrial translation
Cellular component (GO): mitochondrion
Molecular function (GO): protein binding; rRNA binding; ribosomal small subunit binding
Source: RefSeq, a predicted model, not a curated record
GAGACUUGAAAUAGUGAUUGAAUGAUUUUAAAUUAAAACCUACAUUAAAAUACAUAGAACGGAAACUGACAGAACAACAUUAAAAAUAAAAUAAAAUACAUUCGUUUUAGAUGUACUCGCAAAUAGUUUUACCGAGGCAAUGGUCGAGAUUAGUACAUAUUUGCCGAACUAUUGCGACCUUAGAAGGUCAAAAAAUUCCUCAAAACAGUUCCUCGAGUGAUGGCAUUUCACCGCCACCGCGAAUCCACAGAGGACCAACUGAUAUCCUGCAAGCACUGGCUGCCACAGUCGGCCCUGAUCCAACUGCAGCACAUUACAAAUAUCAUGAUGACCCCUAUUUGAUUCCUCUGUCAAACUUCCGUAAGCGGUCAUAUGCACUGUCGGCCGAGGCUGGUAGGAAGGCUGCAGCUUGGAUUAGAGAUGAACAUUCAAUUUUGUUCACUAUGCGAGAGUGGGAUCCAGCGAGCAAGAAGAAAACUCCAUACUUCAAUGCUGAUCCUAAAAUAGAUGCAUUUGCUCCUAAACCAAUAUACAAUGAUACUAGUAAGGUAACUGAAGAAGACUUCAAAUACACAUUACAAAAUGCACUAGUUGAAGAUGCAAUAAAAGUUUUUGAACUACUCGGUGGAGUGCAGGCUUUAAGUGAGGAACUGAAAAUAGAAUUUCUUCAAUUACUCUGUUUUUAUAAUGAGAAGGAACCUCUAGCGAUGGAGUGGUUAGAAGAAAGAUGGUUUGCAGCAAAGACAAGGGAUAGACAUUCUGCUACAUGGAAGUUAGGUGGCUUGGCAGAUAGUAUCUUUACUUCAAUGGAACCAAAGACACCAGAGGCCUAUUGUGCCAUUAUUCAAGGAAUGGCAAAAUAUUAUCAAGCAGAAAGGGCUCAUGCAUUAGCUCAGGAAGCAAUGGAGAAAGGCAUACCUCUCUCUACCAGUGUAUUUAAUUCACUUAUAAGUUGUGUUGGAUUCCUUAAAGAGGGUACUACAUUAAGAAUUGAGGCGUUAAAAACUUUGUUAAUACAAAUGAAUGAACAAGGUUUAUCACCGGACCAAGGGACUCUGUGUUCAUGUCUGCGGUCCAUAUCGGCCUGGGGCGGAGGACAUGUUCUGCAACAAGUUGCAUUACAAGUGGUGGCGGAGUUCCAACAGAUAGGUCUCCAACCUGGACUAUCAGCAUAUUACUAUCUGCUCUGCUUGUUCUGCAAAGACCGUGGCCCACAAAUAGAUAUUCUAACAGCAAUUAUUAAUGAUUUGGAGAAAAGAGAAAGUUUACAACCGGAGGACGCGACCGAUACUAACUUCUUUAUUACUGCGAUGGGAGUUUGUAGCGACCAUUUACAGGAUAUCAGUUUAGCGGAGAGGCUGCACAAGUUGUUAAUGCAAGGUGACAACUACAAGCUAGUCGGUGACGCAUACAAAGAGAGUAUUUACUAUCGGCAUUACAUCACUGUUUCUUGCAGGCACGCUCCAUUCGAAAAGACUCUAGAACUUCUCGACACGUUGGUGCCAAACGUUUAUGUUCCCGAACCUACUGUCAUGGAAGAGAUAAUAAAGCGGCUGGAGGCGGGCGGCGCGGGCGAGCGGCUGUCGCAGGCGUGGUCCCAGCUGGUGGUGUUCGGGCACGCCAAGCGCGUGCGGCUCGUCGAGAGGCUGCUGGACGCCUUCUGCAACUGCUAUCACUAUCAAGAUGAAGAAAUAAAAGCAAAGAUUCGAUUAGCCGCCGGCGAUAUUCUUAAGUUUGGUCAAAUUGCCGAGGAGAAGGAGGAAACGGGAGAAAUCAGAUCACCAGUACAAAAGUUAUCAGCCACAGCGAUGUGUAACAUAAUAGAGCUGUGCUCGGACGUGCGGGAGAAGGGCGAGGCGGGAUGGGAGCAGGCGGCGCAGGCGCUGGCGCGGCUGCGCGGCGGGCAGGCGGCCGGCGUGCCCGCGCGCCCGCACCUACUCGCACAAGUCGCUGAGCGAGCGGCCGCCGUCGGCAGACCUACUAUAGCAGCUGCGGCAGUAGGCUACCUGUCGGAGUGCGGGUUCGAAGAGGCGAUGUCGGCGAGCGUGGCGACGCUGCGCGUGAUGCUGAACAGGUCGGAGGAGGAGGUGCAGCAGCUGCUGCAGGACAAGAGCAAGCUGACCGCGCUGCACCCCACCGCACUCGCCGUGGCGCAGGCUUACCAUGAAGUAAAAUCGGGCGCAACAUUACUCCAAUCGGAUUCCUCUACGAGUUCGGAGAGCGACAGCGAGACCUCGGAUGAUGAUUGUUAAUAUACCUCCUAAUUGUAUGUAGAAUUAAAUGUUAAUUAGAAUAAAUGCAUUUUUUCUGUCCUGUU